UGACGCAUGAACUGAAAAACUUGCUCUUGCUUUGUAAUGCCGUGCAGCGCCUACAGGCUAAUGAGAUACAACUAGCGGUUUCCCGUAACCAACAGAAUAUAUUUUAAAGAUGUUGGAUGAAACAUUUGAAACUUCAAAAUCUAGCUAACAAAAUUCAGCCAUGAGAGCAAUCAGACUUCCUCCGUCUUCGCUGCUUACCGUGUCUUCAUCAUCAUCACAUUCUCGUUCAUGGCAGUGGAAAAAGAAACAUCCUAUCCAACUUUUCUCUCCUCAAUUACCCUCUUCUUCAUCUUUUAACCCUGGUGUUUUAGCCUUUUCUUCUUCAACCUCUGAAAAACCAAUUGAAGAAACUAUAAUAGACACUGUUCCUGAAUUAUCCUCCAAAAAGGGUCCUUUGAAAUCUGGAUUGUAUCUUGUUUCAACACCAAUUGGAAAUCUUGAAGACAUUACUUUGCGUGCUUUGCGUAUAUUAAGAUCAGCGAAUGUGAUACUUACUGAAGACACUAGACAUUCAGGGAAAUUGCUUCAUCAUUACAAUAUUAAGACUUCCUUAUUGAGUUAUCAUAAGUUCAAUGAACAUCAGCGUGAAAAAGCAAUAUUGGAAAGGCUUCGUGAAGGUGAUAUUGUGGCGUUGAUUAGUGAUGCAGGGACACCAGGCAUCAGUGAUCCUGGUACAGAACUAGCAAAGUUAUGUGUAAGUGAGAAGAUACCUGUUAUUCCUAUCCCUGGACCUUCUGCUUUGUUAACAGCGCUUUGUGCCUCUGGAUUGUCCACUGAGGAGUUUUCAUUUGUUGGAUUUCUUCCUAAACAAGCUGGAACAAGAAGAGAAAGAUUGCUGCUUUCUGCGAAUGCAACUGCAACACAGAUUUUCUUUGUUCCUCCACACAAGCUUAAUCAGUUUUUGGAAGAAACAUCUUCACUUUUUGGUGAUUCAAGGAAAUGUGUCAUAGCUCGAGAGAUGACAAAAAUCCAUGAAGAGUUUUGGCGGGGAAGUCUUGGAGAAGCUAAAGAAGCAUUCUCGGCUAAUCAACCAAAGGGAGAGAUCACGCUCCUAAUUGAAGGAAUAGCAACCUGUAUCCCCGAAGCUCCUUCAGAAGAUCAACUUGAACAAGAACUGAAAAAUUUAAUCUCCAACGGCCACAGUCUUUCCAUGGCAGUGAAAGUAUUAUCUGAAGCAACAUCAGCGAAACGGAAAACAAUAUAUUCCCUUGCACUACGAAAAUUCGGAAACGUGGAACAGGCCGAGGAAGAUUCAAGUUGAGGUGAGGCAACGAGGUAUACCAAAACAGCAAACAACAUACAUACAAAACUCUCUGGCUUGGGCUUGUAAUAAUUUGCGUACUCUAAUUUUUUUCAAAAAGAUAUUUUUUUCUAG
Messenger RNA from Papaver somniferum (opium poppy), 1375 nucleotides. RefSeq names its product ribosomal RNA small subunit methyltransferase I-like. The transcript has 9 exons. Lineage: Eukaryota; Viridiplantae; Streptophyta; Magnoliopsida; Ranunculales; Papaveraceae. The record is from RefSeq and is a predicted model, not a curated record. Gene Ontology annotation, molecular function: methyltransferase activity. Bases 161 to 1261 code for a protein of 366 amino acids.